This is a messenger RNA of Colletotrichum abscissum, 3441 nucleotides long. Its product is annotated as mitofilin. Bases 1 to 3441 code for a protein of 1146 amino acids. Gene Ontology annotation, molecular function: ATP binding; tetrahydrofolylpolyglutamate synthase activity. Gene Ontology annotation, cellular component: mitochondrion; cytosol; cytoplasm. Lineage: Eukaryota; Fungi; Ascomycota; Sordariomycetes; Glomerellales; Glomerellaceae. The record is from RefSeq and is a predicted model, not a curated record. Gene Ontology annotation, biological process: tetrahydrofolylpolyglutamate biosynthetic process. The transcript is spliced from 4 exons.
AUGUUGCGAACGUCGAUUCGAUCCGUGAGGGUGCUCGGCCACAGGCCUGCGGCGGCCGUCGUUGGCCGCCAAUGGCAGGCCGCUGCCGCCCGCCAGAGGAGGCAUUUCGCAGACGACAAGAAGCCCGCUGUCGACCCUUCCAAACCCGCCGUCCUGCCGGCAUCAGAGACCAUCACCUCAGAGAAGAGCGCCGUCCCCGAGAUUUCCGCCGUCGAGCCGACCAUCCCCAAGCAAGAGGUUCCUCUUACGCCCCCGACUCCCGAUCCCGCGGUCGUCGUUCCCAACCUCGAGGCUGCCGCUGCCGCUGCCGCUGCUCCUCCUCCGCCCGAGUCGCCCGCCGCUGCCGCGCCCAAGAAGAAGGGUUUCUUCCGCCGAUUGAGAAACCUCGUCUUGACCCUCGCCAUCCUCGGCGCCGUCGGUUUUGGAGGCGGUGUUUGGUACUCGCGCGUCAACGAUAACUUCCACGACUUCUUCACCGAAUAUAUUCCCUUUGGCGAGCAGGCCGUUCUCUAUUUUGAGGAAGCAGACUUCCGCAAGCGAUUCCCCAACCUCUCAAACAAGAUCAAGGGAAGAGAUACCGGAAGCCAGGUCAAGAUUCCCGCCCAGAGCGGCGCGUCAUGGAGAGUAGCCGAUAACGGCGAGCCCGCCGGUCGUCAGUCGAGCGCUGUUGACAAGGCUGCUGCCAAGGUCGUCGCUGUCAAGGAGGAGGUGAGCAAGCCGGCCGAGAAGCCCAAGCCUGCGCCGGAGGCUCCCAAGGCCGCGCCUGAGCCCGCCAAGGAGACCAAGCCUGCUGCUGCUACUGCGCCCAAGGAGGACUCGAACGGAUUCAAGGCCCCCGAGGUCAACGAGCCUUCGCGAUUCCCUCCCAUUGCCCCGAUCGACGCGCUGAAGAUUGAGGAUGCCACCGAGCCCGUCGUCCAGGACCUCGUUCGCAUGCUCAACGACAUCAUCACCGUGAUCAACGCUGACAAGGCCCACGGCCGCUACUCUCCGACCAUUGCCAAGGCCAAGAGCGAGUUGAGCAAGGUCGGAGGCAAGAUCAAGGCCAUCAAGUCUUCGGUCGAGGAGAAGGCUGCUUCCGAGGUUGAGGCAAAGGUCGCCGACUUUGACAAGGCCGCCAACGACCUGAUUGCCCGCGUCGAGUCCGCCAUGGUCGCCCAGGAGACCCAGUGGAGAAAGGAUUUCGAGGACGAGAUGAAGAAGGUCAAGGAUGCCUACAACGAGCGCGUCAAGCUUCUGCUGGAGCGCGAGAAGCAGCUUAACGAGGAGCGUCUCAACAACCAGCUGCUGGAGCAGGCGCUCGCCCUGAAGAAGGAGUUCGUCGCCGAGGUGCAGGGCCACGUCGAGGCCGAGCGCGAGGGCCGUCUCGGCAAGCUCAACAACCUGUCGGCAGCCGUCCAGGACCUCGAGAAGCUGACGACGGGCUGGAACGAGGUCGUCGACACCAACCUCCGCACGCAGCAGCUCCACGUCGCCGUGGACGCCGUCCGCGCUAGCCUGGAGAACGCGACGACGCCCAAGCCGUUUACACGCGAGCUCGUUGCGCUCAAGGAGAUUGCGGCUGAGGACCCCGUCGUCAACGCGGCCAUUGCCUCGAUCAACCCGUCGGCCUACCAGCGCGGCCUCUCCAACGCGGCACAGCUUAUCGACCGCUUCAGGAUAGUCGCCAACGAGGUGCGCAAGGCGUCCCUCCUGCCCGAGGAGGCCGGCGUCGCCAGCCACGCGUCGAGCUACCUCCUCAGCAAGGUCAUGUUCAAGAAGCAGGGCCUGGUCGGCGGCGAUGACGUUGAGAGCAUCCUCACCCGCACGCAGACGCUGUUGGAGGAGGGUAACCUGGAUGCUGCGGCCCGUGAGAUGAACGGUCUGCAGGGCUGGGCGAAGACGCUGAGCAGAGACUGGCUCGGUGAGGUGAGGAAGGUUCUUGAGGUCCAGCAGGCUCUUGAUGUCAUUGCGACAGAAGCGCGCCUGCAGAGUCUCAAGGACGCCGUCGACGCGCUCAACACCCUCCAAACCCCCUUCGCGGUAAUCGAAGCCCGCCGCAAGGCAGGCAUCCGCCCCGACGAAGCCUCCGUCGCCGAAAUGCGAGCGUACCUCGCGCGCGUGGGCUACUCCGUCUCCGACCUCGACGGCCUCAACGUGAUCCACGUCGCGGGGACAAAGGGGAAAGGGAGCACCUGCGCCUUUACCGACUCCAUCCUCGCACGGCACCGCGCCGCUUCGCCAAAGUCGAUACCGCGCAAGGUCGGGUUGUUGAUCUCGCCGCAUUUGAUCGCGGUGAGGGAGCGGAUACGGAUCAACGGCGUGCCGAUAUCCGAGGCGCUGUUUGCGCGGUAUUUCUUCGAGGUGUGGGAUCGGUUGGGGGAGGAGAAUGAGGUGCUGGGAGAGGUUGUUGCGGUCGGGACGAGGCCGAUUUACUCGCGGUAUCUGACGCUGGUUAGUUUCCAUGCUUUCCUGAGCGAGGGGUGCGAUGUUGCUAUCUUGGAGACGGGGAUCGGGGGGGAGUAUGAUGCUACGAAUCUUGUGGGGCGGCCUGUGGCGACGGGGAUUACGACGUUGGGGAUCGAUCACGUUUUUGCGCUGGGGGAUACGGUGGAGAAGAUUGCGUGGCACAAGGGCGGGAUUAUGAAGGCUGGGAGCAAGGGGUUCACUGUUGAGCAGGUUGCUGGGGCGGCGGGGGUGUUGGAGGAGCGGGCGAGGGAGAAGGGGGUCGAGAUGGAGGUUGUUGGUGUUGAUCCGCGGCUUGGGGGCGUCAAGAUCCGUCCUGAUGCGGUUUUCCAGAAGAGGAAUGCGAGUUUGGCGGUGCGGCUUGCGGAGACUGCGCUGGAGAGGGUCGAUCCCGAGUUCAGGAGGGACCCGGAGAUGCUGUCGGCGCCGUUUGUGGAGGGGUUGGAGGGGGUUGUUUGGAGGGGGCGGUGUGAGGUCAAGGAGGAGGGCGCUGUUGCGUGGUACGUUGACGGGGCGCAUACGACGGAUAGUCUGAGGAUGGCGGCGCGGUGGUAUGUGGACGAGAGUGCGAGCAGGGGGAAGAAGGGGCCGAGGGCGCUGGUGUUUAACCAGCAGGGUCGGACGGAGGCGAUUGACUUUUUGGAUGGCAUGUACGAGGCUAUCAAGAGGGUGGAUGGGAGGGCGUUUGAGAGCGUGGUGUUUUGUACGAACGUUACGUAUGCCCAGACUGGGUAUAAGCGAGACUUCGUCAACCACCAGUACGACGCCAAAGCCAUCGAGGCCAUGACGGUGCAGAGGCAGUUCGCGGAGCGCUGGUCCAAGCUGGAUCCCCACGCCGACGUGCGCGUGAUACCGACUAUCGAAGAGGCCUUGAACCACGUCCGGAGCGUCGGCGAGGGCCUGCCGGAGGGCGAGAGUGUACAGGCUCUUGUCACGGGCAGUCUGCAUCUUGUUGGUGGCGCGCUGGGCAUCCUGGAGGGCGCGGAUGCUUUGUAG